Messenger RNA from Benincasa hispida (wax gourd), 1625 nucleotides. RefSeq lists its product as uncharacterized. The record is from RefSeq and is a predicted model, not a curated record. NCBI's taxonomy places the organism in Eukaryota, Viridiplantae, Streptophyta, Magnoliopsida, Cucurbitales, Cucurbitaceae. Gene Ontology annotation, molecular function: lipid binding.
CUUUAAGUUUGUUCAUGGGUCACCUAUAAUUGUGGUAGGCUUGUCUUUUCGCUGCUGCAGACUGCUAGUUAGGUUUCAGUUACGCAUGCUUCUGUAACGAUCAUUCCCCUCCCUCAUCCAUUCUUCUCUAUCUGAUUUCUCUGCCGUACAUACCCCUAACCCUCACUGGCCCACGCCCUUUUCUACCUUCUCUCCCUCUGCCACCACCACCGCCCGCCGGCACCUGGAACUAUUCACAGGCUAAGUCUGUCAAUCGUAUGAAACAUGGUUGGUGUAUUCCAAUUCCAGGCUACGUCGGAGGAUCUUUGGCGAGGGAGUAUCUAUGGUAGUUGGGGCACUGUUUUGGUUCUCGUUUUCAUUGCAAUUUGUCAUUUAGUUUAUUCCAAGAAAAAUGUCUGUUCCCUUCUCUCCCGCUUAAAAACCUCGUCUAUUGUCGCUGAUCGCCACAUCUCCGACGUAUCUCCUUCAUCUGAAUGUCCUCCUCCACAAUUGAGAGUAAUGGAGGCUAUUUCAGAUACAGAUUUGAAGUCUUUGUUGGACAAUUUGGAUGGAAGGAUAAUAAAUGAAAAUGAGAAAUGGGAACGUGUUGUAGAAAAAAGUAAUGAUCAUCUUUCAUAUAGUGCUAAAUGCUGCAAGCCUAAGGAUGGUCCCUUGAAAUAUUCAAGUGUGACAAUAUUUGAAAAUUGCUGUCCAAUAUUGUUGAGAGAUUUCUACAUGGACAACGACUAUAGAAAACAGUGGGACAGUACCAUGCUUAUGCAUGAGCAGCUACAAAUGGAUGGAACUAGCGGAAUCGAAGUCGGUCGCACCUUGAAAAAAUUUCCAUUAUUAACGCCUAGGGAGUAUAUACUAUCAUGGAGAUUAUGGGAAGGGAAAGAUGAAACUUUUUACUGUUUUACCAAGGAGUGUGAUCAUCCUUUGGCACCACAACAGAAGAAGUAUGUGCGAGUGACAUUUUUCAGAUCUGGUUGGCGAAUCAGGAGAGUAUCCGGCAGAAAUGCAUGUGAGAUCAGUAUGUUGCACCAAGAAGAUGCCGGUUUGAAUGUGGAGAUGGCAAAACUUGCAUUUGCGAAGGGCAUAUGGAGCUUUGUCUGUAAAAUGGAUAAAGCAUUACGCAAAUACGCUCUAAUCAACAACCCUCCCUCAAGUUCACUUGUCACUGCAGUUACUCUGAUUAAGAAGGUUCCAGAUGGAUUUGAGGACAUGGAUGGCAUUAUCUCUAAAGCAAACGUUGUAGAAACCGAGUCGUCUUGUGGACAAGUUUCUUCAGAAGAGAGAAAGCUCUCGAGGGCAUCGAAAAAACUUGUGGCCAAUGGUUUGCUUCUAAUUGGUGGUGUGAUCUGCCUGUCAAGAGGUCACUCUAGUCUUGGUGCCAAAGUUGUUAUGGCAUAUAUUCUCACAAAGCUAAGCAAGCGAGCUGAUGCCCCAGGACCAGGAGGCCAAAUGGCAAAGUAAAGAGAAUUAUAUAACGUAGUCAAGGAAGGGAGGAGAUAUAACCAUGUUUUCUUUUUAUAUUAAAAGUUUCGUUUUCUUUUUCUUUUAAAUAAAAAAUCUUGUUCAAGUUUCUGUAUCAUACAGUAUAGUUAAUUGCAAAGUGUUUUAUUUUUGUCAUUAAUAUUAUUGUA